CGCCAACUCACUGCUCGCCUAGGCGUCUGUCAUACUGGGUUGUUUGCAUACAGCAGCGUUAAUGAACACGCACCUGAAUAACAAGCACCGCCAAACAUGAGGGGCGUGCAACGUGUGUCGUGUUUUCUUCACCUCUCUUUCUACCCUUGAAGCGACCUGUCAGGGUUGCCUUCAGCCUCUCAUGAACAUUCUCUUCCACUUCAUGGUGCCAGCAUGGAUGAAUUUCUGGCCACCGUCGGCGUUCAGGCCAUGAGAUAUGCCAUCCGCUCCGGCAUCUCGCUAACGUCCAACUACGCGUUGGGUCAGUAUUCCCGCCUCAUCAACUCGGUCGAGGACAAGAAGCUGCAUCCCAAACUCAAGUCUCUCCGAAAGACCCUUGACUAUAAAAUCAAGAUCAUCUCCCCAGCCAUAGACCUAAUCGAGUUCAAGUCUGGUAGAGGCAACAUCUUCCUUGAGUCCGCUGUGCCCCUCGCCAAGUCGCUUCAAAAAGAGAUCGCCUCCCUAGGACGCCGCAUCGAAGCCGUCGCCAAUGCUGAAGAAAAGCUGAACGACAACCAUGUUAAAUCCAAGGCGCCCCCUGCCCAUCACGAUGACCUGGAGACCAUCAUUGCUGGUAUCAAAACUCUGCUAGACAGAAUCGAUCGCGAAAUCCCACUCUUGCAGUUGGCAAUAACCGCUUCGGGAGAGAGUCUCUCGACCUCACUACCCGCAGGCAUCUCACCAUCAAGGUUACUGCAAGCCAGCACCUUUCUCAUUGUUGGCGAUACCCAGUUUACCCAAGAUCCAAGUAGGCCGGUCCAGAUUGGACCCGCGUUCACCUUGUCCUUGUACAUGCUGUCCCUGAGCCACGCCUCCACACUGAGCCCCCCAAAGUCAACAGAAAUCUCGACAGUAGGUGAUCCACUUUGCCAUAACAAUGGCCUAAAAAGCCGUCACGAUAGAGGCACCUUUGGGUUAGAAGAAGGCGCUAGGAAACCCCUAUGGCAGGAAGUUUUACACAAGGCCCGCGUUCGUCUAUGCAGGACCCGACGGGAUUACGCCUUCGACAGCACAGCAGGUUACCAAUCCACCGCGGAAGGAUCAGAUCAUUUUCACGAGUCAGCAUCUCCUCGGAUUCCCUUCGAAGGGAGCAAUGAAUACGCAUAUCAUCUAGAAAUUAUUGAGGAUCUUGAUGAUGGGCGUCUCCAUGAUGAUGACCAGGAACGAAACCCUUACGAAGAAAUUGCCACUGCUGGUAUCCGAGAAUCCAUCCCAAUACAUCAAGUGUCCAAGAUCUUCUAUACCGACACCGGCAGAAUCCUCAAUAUUGGUUCUGCCACGGAUGGAGACCACAACCCAGUGCUAUUAUUGAAGCGCGAUGUUCAGGCAGUUCCGAACUGGGACCCGGCCGGUGGAAUCGCAGACUUUAUCGAAGACGUGGAAAAUAACGACGGCAGUAUCACCCCAGAAACAAGCGACGGAACUUGUGGGGAUGAUGAGCAACUCGACAUUGAUAAGCAGCUCUUCCAGGAGUCGACCGCUGUGCAGUCAGAGGAUUCGCGCAAAACGCUACAAAACAGCCGCCGCAAAUUCAUGUUCCCUGCUCAUCUCGAUCCUGAGUGGAUAGCACUCGAGGUCUAUGAGGAAGACGAGAGCUUUGAGGCCGAGGACGAUGUGUCUGUAGCAUCGGGUGAGGUCGGUGAACUGGAAGAUGUUCCCUCAAAACAGAGUGCUCCACGAGAUCGGACAUCGCUUGACUCCAAGGUUGUGGAUCAGAUCAAGAGGUUGUCACUUCAAUCAUCAACGAGCUCAAACUCUCCACAGCCAGUGUCUCGCUUCCGAGAUGCCGCUGAGACGCGAGACUUUGUGGCCAGAUCACCGUUUGGAACUAUCACCACAUCAUUGUCGCUGAUGGAGAUGUUGAUCCGACUGACUAGUCUUCAAGGGUUUCAGCAAGCUUCACAUCUCUCCAUUCCCGAUCACAUCCUAACUUUCUUCCUAGAAGAGACGUCAACGACAGGUUUGGUGGGCGAGACACAAUGGAGAGUUCGCAGCGACGCUAAGCGACGUAUGGGCUUCGACCCAUACACAGAUACCCCAACCAGAUAGACGUUGGGGUUUUAGGGAGCGCGGGUUAUAGGCAAAAUCUCCACGAAAUUGCUGAAGAGUCCGACGGAGAUGAUAGGAAUUGUUGAGAGGCUGUGCCACAUGGGGUUGGGGUAAAUAGCACAAGAGAUGACCUUAUUCCCAGAGACGAAAUGCUUGGUUUGAAAGACGAGAGCUCGGAGCUAGAAAUCAACAUAACGCUGGAGCAGCAACAAGAUACCGAGACUCUGGGACGAAUUUGAAAGUAAAAGAUACUCCAACUCAUUACUU
This is a messenger RNA of Ilyonectria robusta, 2355 nucleotides long. Its product is annotated as RanGTP-binding protein-domain-containing protein. Bases 214 to 2088 code for a protein of 624 amino acids. Lineage: Eukaryota; Fungi; Ascomycota; Sordariomycetes; Hypocreales; Nectriaceae. Gene Ontology annotation, molecular function: GTPase regulator activity. The record is from RefSeq and is a predicted model, not a curated record. The transcript has 3 exons. Gene Ontology annotation, cellular component: nucleus; cytoplasm.